GAGACACGUGGUUGCGGUGCGUGGCAUUCUGGGAAAUAAACAGUGGUACGUUAGCAGCAGUAUCAACAGCGUUUCAAUGCGCCUUGUGUGCGUCGGUGAGGUCCAGUCCUGGCUAGUGGAAGUGUUUGUUUAACUAAUACACACUACAGAGAGUAUUUAUUUAGUUAUUCACACACUGACAGCGUUAAAGUGCACUAGUCCGCUCAGGCGGAAUGAUGGGUCACAGCAGCAGGACUUUGUACCCGAGCGCUGCAGUGCAAUGAUUAUUUUUCUGUGUGAAAGUUGGACAUCUGCUUUGAUUUUUUUGGUCUUUAAUUAAACCGCAGCGUGAUGGAUUAAACCCAGGGGUUUGGUUCUAGUAGAUAUCAGAUCGGAGUUUGCACCGACGAUCUUGUGUAUAGGUUUUUUUUUUUUAAUGUAAACAUGGUGGACGUGGUGGAGGUAGAAGGGGCGCGAGGCGGCGGCGGGGUGUCACGUUAACGUUACCGUUAUGGCGUUUAUUACUGAACCGCAGCCAGAGUCUCCUUGAAGUGGGAAUGAAUCUAAAGCCGUGGAUGUGCUGGACACUGGCGAGUCUCAUUAGAUUUUAUCACCACAAACUGCUGAUCGGGAGCAGAUCGUGCUGUGGUUCCCGACGCCUUUCACAACAACAACUGCGUUGAUUGUUGUUGUUGUUGUUAUUAUUAUUAUUAUUAUUAUUAUCAUUAAGUAGUAUUAUUAUUGUUGUUUAUUUCUGAGCUGCAGCCAGGAUAAAGAUUCACUUUUCUCAACAUCAUGUGGAGUCUAGCUUCGGCAGCGCUGCAGCUUCUGCUCAAAUCGGUGAAGCACGCCGCGGGGAAAGGACACAUCCAGCUGAACCGGUGGCUGCAGCGGCCGCCGGACUCGGUGGACUGCGAGAAGAUGGACCUGCUGAUCUGCAGCGCGUUUGAGGAGCGAGGCGGCGCGUGCAGGGCGGACAUGGUGGCGGCGGGCGGCGGGGAGCCCGUGUCACCCUUCACUUCGGCGGACUUAAGGAAUCCGUGCUGCAUCGCGACCUGUUGCUUCAAGAGUGCGCUGGUGGCGUGCGUCCUGACCGCCGCCUGCUUCUUCUCCGUCACGCUCGUGCGCCGGUACCUGAAAGACGCACUGCUCUGGGUGGAGAGCUUGGACGGCCUCAUGGGCGCGAUGCUGUUCAUCGUGUGCCUCAUCACAGUGUCGUUCCCCUGCGGCUGGGGCUACAUGGUCCUCAACGUGGCUGCGGGAUACCUGUACGGCUUCGUGCCCGGAGUGGGCCUGGUGAUGGUGGGCGUGCUGAUCGGUACCUCGGUGGCGCACGUGGCGUGCAGACGGCUGCUGUCCAGCUGGGUGCUGAGCCGCGUGGGGAACAACGAGCAGCUCAGUGCUGUCAUCCGGGUUGUCGAGGGAGGCAGCGGGCUCAAGGUGGUGGCUCUGGCCAGACUAACCCCCAUCCCCUUUGGCCUCCAAAAUGCUGUGUUUUCGAUCACAGACGUGUCCUUGCCAGACUACCUGGUGGCCUCAUCAGUGGGCCUGCUGCCCACCCAGCUCCUCAACUCCUACCUGGGCACCACACUGCGUACUAUAGAGGACGUUAUAGCCGAGCAGAGCAUCAGCGGAUACUUUGUGUUCAGUCUGCAAAUCUUUAUCAGUAUAGGGCUGAUGUUUUACGUCGUGCACCGAGCACAGCUGGAGCUGAACGCCGCCAUCGCAGCCUGCCAAAUGGAGAUGAAAACAUCACAUAUGAAUGGCAACAUGUCGAACCACGGCGGUUCCACGUACUGCAGCAAGCGGACCGCGGCGUGCGGGGGGAUUAACAUCGUCUGACACUAAACAGUGACAUUUAUCCUGGUUCCAAGUAUAUGAACACGCCCCUUUUUCCACUGGUGUGGUCCUGUCAGAAAACGAUCAGGCUAGAGGUGAUGAAGACGGCAUCCGAGGCCAGAGAAACGUCCGUUCAGGUUCAGUGCUGGUGUGCAAUCCGGGAAGACGUUAGCGCUGGUUUUGGAAAUUCUCUCCGAAGUGCGAAGGGAGGCCAGUAUUUUGUACUGCUGGACAAAGUUUGAAUAGAGCCUAAUACUUUCUUUUGGGAUUUGUUGUUUCGAAAAUGAUUAUUUUUUUAUAGAGUAUGGAUUUAAAUUAGAAUUUUUAUACAUCUAGAGCAGGUGUGGAGCAUGUGAUUUAGAGAGAACACUACAGUAUUGUGCAGUAAAGAGAAACAGCUGCUGGUGUAAAUGCUAUAUAUUGUCACAUGCUUUUAGUAAUACAUUUUACAUUUGCUUUUGGUACUUUUCCAAGUCAUGAUGUUUAUUAUUAUUAUUAUUAUUAUUAUUAUUAUUAUUACCGAAGACAUACCACCUGGCUAGAAAAUGGUUGCUUUAUGCCAAACCUGGGAUCACAUUUGCAGUUCUUCACUUCUGCUAGGAACAGAUGGAAAGGAAGGCAAAUUUCCCAGCAGGGUAUUUAACAGUGUCCUGCCAAGAUCCGUCAAGUGCAGCGUGAUGAAACCGAACAGUGGGAUUUUAUCCGUGUUCAGUCCCUCAUAAUGCUGCUGUAUAGGAUGGUGGGCCUUUGUUUUUGUUUUGUUUUUUUUAACCAAAUUUGUUAUAAUAGGGCUGCUGUAAACCCCCUUUUUUUUAAUCAACUUUGCCUUUUAAUUUGGAACCUAUUUCCAUGACAUUAUUUAUUGUGUGCAAUACAUGUUAGGCUGUCACUGUUAAUAUUUCAGGUAAAUUAUAUACAUCAAAAAAACAAAGGGAAGGAAUUCCCCAUAUUCAAAUAUUUUGCUUAUUUAAGUUGGAUGGAUAGUUAAUAUUAUUAUCGAAAUUAAUAUAAUCAUUUCCUGGGGUUACAUUAGAAAGACAGGAAUUAUUUAUUGGUGAAGUUGAGUGGCACUUUAACACUAACCCUACAUUCACACUCUCAAGUGAUAAAGCAGCAGGUGUUUUAUUCAUUUUCUACAGACACUCGCAGUACGAAGCCAAGAUUUCAGCUCCUGAUUCAGCAUUGAUUCCUCAGUCCAAUCCUAUGGUGUUUGUGGUCUGAUAUUUCUUUAGUUCCUCCACUCCUAGCUGUUUAGCUUUACAGCUAUGGCUUCAUCUUAUGUAGUCAUAUAUGGCCUCCAAUUAUUGUAUAUUGAGACAUUGUCAAGAAAACCAACAAGUUUGAAAGGAAAGAAUAGAGCUCAAAUGUACACUAUAUUGCUAAAAGUUUUGGGAUCUGCCUUUACAUGCACGUGAAUGUAAUAUGAAGUUGGUCAGCCGUUUGCAGCUAAGGGGAACAGCCAUCCCCAAACUGUUCCCACUAAGUUCAGAGCAUGAAAUUGUCCAAAAUGUCUUGGUAUGCUAAAGCAUUAAGAUUUCAUUUCACUGGAACUCUUCCUAUGAUUUGAGGUGUCCCAAAACUUUUGGCAAUGUAAUGUACAUUAGAUCAUUAGUCUUCUAGUACGAAAUGAAGCAGUUCCCCAACAACUUGAAUACAUUUGAACAAAAGUGUGUAUAUUUUAUAAUGAGAUGCAGGCUCAUUACAUAAAGUUUUUGGCUGUUCUUAGUCUCAUCGGGGAAAAAAUGAAAAACUACACACUUAAGUAGCUUGCUUCACACUCGCAAGAAACAAACUGCAAGCGACUAGUCAUUCGCUAGUGUGAACACAGGGUUAAUUAUUUAAUUUUGUUCAUGAAUAUAUGAGUGAAACAUAUGCACAAAAUCUUCCACAGUAUCCACACCACCAAGAAGGGAGUGUCUAACCUUAUCAGAAGUGAUGCCUGUAAGUUGACUGGAGACUCGUAGAUUUUAUUAGACACAAGCGCCUCCAGAUUGUUCCCUGACUUAAUCUGAGCUGUUUAAACUAGCCCUCGGUUUCGUCUUAAUGAGCUUAGUGCUCUGAGCACGGUGUUUCUCCUACCCCAGAGAUCUCCUGGGUCGAUUAGUCCUUGCGGUCUAAAUUCCCACAACACAAACAACCAGAAGGCUGUUAUAUUCUCGAGGAUACACAGGAAACAGUUUGAGAUUAGGAACAGUCUCGCUGUUCAGGGAAAAAAUUUAUGUGCAACAGCCCUGGUUUGACUUCUUCCUUUUGCAGUCUUUAAAUGUCACAAAUUCCUUGCAUCAACUCUAUUAACAUGGCAGUUCCCUUAGUUGGAAUGAUAGUAAUGCCUUUCACUUUAUCUGUCUUCUGAUGACUUUGAAAGCCAUAUGACCAGCUGCAAGCCACUAAUGAAUGACUUCAUGUAAAAAUGAAAAAGGACAAAACAUUACAGCUAAAAAAGUGUAUGCAAAAGAGAUAGGUAGGUUUCACUUUCAUACACACAAGGAUCCUAACUUCCUCAGCAGUCUGGUUGUCCUGAAACCUGACUAGGCUAACCUCUUCUUUUCUUCUUCUUCUUCUUCUUCUUCUUCUUCUUUCGGCUUUUCCCUUCAGGGGUCAUCUCUCUCGAAUCAUCUCUCUCCACCUAUCCCUAUCUUCUGCAUCCUCAACACUUGCACCCACUAGCUUCAUAAUCCUCAUUUAUUACAUCUGACUAGGCUAGCCUAACAUGCUAAAAGCAUAUGUCAUGCUAGUUAACUAAAGAAUAGUGCAUAAAUAAAGAAUAAGUGAAACAAACAGGUCAUUUUCCUUCUUCCUGCUUCCUUCAUUGUUUUAAUGUAGCACAUUGUGCUAGUGCUCUCAUUUGCAAAUAUUUGGUUCACCUUGCAAGUGAACAUACUGUCUGGCUAGCGUCUUUGUUUCUCUCGAUAUGUUUAUAUACAGCAGCUGUAUAAAACGAUCUGACAAUUAUUUUACUGACAGCCACAUCGCUCUCCUCAGGCGAGAUUCAUAACGAUUAGCUCGAUAAAACUUACAUAACGAGGUGUCACUUCACAGUAAGCUACGUGUUUAAAUAAACACAUUUACUUAAAACAUGUUUUAAUUUUGUUCAUUUACUUCCUCUGUUUGCUGAACCUGCUUGUACUACCACUUAAAGCUAAUAUCCCAGACGCAAAACUUGCUCAUCGCUGGUGUCCAGGUCACCGAUUUGUUUACCCUUGAUGCGCUUUUAGCUAUAAUCUGAUAUAAUAAUUGUUCAGUAUGGUUUCAGUUUGUUUGUUUUUUACUUUUUAAUAUCUAUAUACUCUAUAUCUGGAAUCAUCCUCAAAUUUUUGUACUCUAACCUGACAAUCGGCAGGUGUGCAAAUGUUUAGUCAUUUUUAAAUCCAUACCACAUGUCCAUUAUUAUUAUUUUAUUUUAUUCAUUUUAUUUCCAUCAUUAUUCCCAUUUGUUGCUGCUGCUUAGACUCCAGGGUCUGAGCAAAAUGCUGAUAAGGGCUCAAAUAUAUAUACGUCAAGUUCUACACUUAUCCUUACAGGCUCUCAUAAAUAUAAAUGGCUAAGAUAAAUAGACCUACCAACUUUUCUAACAGUUUCUUAAGUCGGUUUUCACACUUGCAUGUUGUAUGAAAUGGCACACAGAAACGAACAUUCCUCGCUGAUAUUUCUGUCCGAAUCAGUUUGAAGUCGGAAUGUUCCCUCCGUUUGUUAAACUUAGCAAUAACUGGAAGCAGAAAUGUCCUUGAGUUAGGUAGAGAAAUGCAACAUUCCUGGUCUUGUGUUAUGAUGUCAAGCCUGCCUUGUACCUCUUGCUGCCUAUGACAGGACAUGACACUAGCCUGUGGCAUGAUCAUACACCAUGUUCAUGGAAAUGAUUAUUAACAACAACAAAAAAAAAAAAGGUACGAGAUGUCGAAUGCAAAAAAAACAAAAAAAAAAACAAAGGAAAAGACAUUACAAACUAUUGUAUGGGCGAAUGGGAUUUACACACGGUUUGUUUAAUCGAUAUUUCUGACAUAAUUAUGCAAGAGAGGAACUCUAGAAAUCUGACAUGGGGAUGAAACAACAUGGUUCUUGCUGAGGCUUUAUCUGAGAUCACACCUACGACUACAGCACAUCAGAAACCCAGUGCACAUGUGAUUUCAGAUAAAUACAAAUCAGGGACUGUUACGAAACCUCUGCCCCCAUGAAUCAAGUGCAUUUAUCAAUUCCACUGUAUUUUGUAAUACAGAUUCUUACAGUGUGUAAACAGAUAUUUAUCGCUGUAUCACGCUUGUUCUGUGUUUAUUUAUGAAAUAAAAAGGUCUGAUAAAUCA
Messenger RNA from Hemibagrus wyckioides, 6116 nucleotides. RefSeq names its product transmembrane protein 64 (gene tmem64). The record is from RefSeq and is a predicted model, not a curated record. NCBI's taxonomy places the organism in Eukaryota, Metazoa, Chordata, Actinopteri, Siluriformes, Bagridae. The coding region runs from base 775 to 1821 and encodes 348 amino acids. The transcript is spliced from 3 exons.